Messenger RNA from Rhineura floridana, 2975 nucleotides. RefSeq names its product proteasome activator subunit 3 (gene PSME3). Gene Ontology annotation, molecular function: endopeptidase activator activity. The coding region runs from base 160 to 924 and encodes 254 amino acids. Gene Ontology annotation, biological process: positive regulation of endopeptidase activity; regulation of proteasomal protein catabolic process; regulation of G1/S transition of mitotic cell cycle. The record is from RefSeq and is a predicted model, not a curated record. Gene Ontology annotation, cellular component: nucleoplasm; cytoplasm; proteasome activator complex. Lineage: Eukaryota; Metazoa; Chordata; Lepidosauria; Squamata; Rhineuridae. The transcript is spliced from 11 exons.
AAUCACGUUAGCUGAAAGCGCAUUUGGUGAUUGGUGGCGGGACAUUAUGUCGUCACUUCCGGCGGCGGCGAAGCCGGUAGUUUGCUCGGGUGGUCGCGCGCGCGGAACAGAACUAGAGGGAUCUGGCAAAGGAUACCGGUUCCCCCGCCCCGCCCUGCCAUGGCGUCCCUGCUUAAGGUGGACCCGGAAGUUAAGAUCAAGGUAGACUCUUUCAGGGAACGGAUCACAAGUGAAGCUGAGGAUCUGGUGGCAAAUUUUUUUCCAAAGAAGCUUUUAGAACUCGAUGCGUUCCUGAAGGAUCCCAUUCUGAACAUUCACGAUCUCAACCAAAUCCACUCAGAUAUGAAUCUUCCUGUCCCAGACCCAAUCCUGCUCACAAACAGUCAUGAUGUACUGGAUGGGCCCAAUAUGAAAAAAAGGAAGUUGGAAGAUUGUGAAGAGACCUUUCAGGGUACCAAAGUCUUUGUCAUGCCUAAUGGGAUGUUGAAGAGCAACCAGCAGCUGGUGGACAUCAUUGAGAAGGUGAAACCCGAAAUCCGGCUGCUGAUUGAGAAAUGCAACACGGUCAAAAUGUGGGUACAGCUGCUGAUUCCCAGGAUAGAGGAUGGCAACAACUUUGGUGUUUCUAUUCAGGAAGAGACUGUGGCUGAACUCCGAACUGUGGAGAGUGAGGCAGCUUCAUACUUGGACCAGAUCUCUAGAUACUACAUCACACGGGCAAAGCUGGUUUCUAAAAUAGCAAAAUAUCCCCAUGUGGAGGAUUACCGUCGUACGGUAACUGAAAUGGAUGAAAAGGAAUACAUCAGUCUGCGGCUCAUCAUUUCGGAGCUGAGAAAUCAAUAUGUGACUCUGCACGACAUGAUCCUAAAGAACAUUGAGAAGAUCAAGCGACCCCGGAGCAGCAAUGCGGAGACCCUCUACUGAGCUGUUGUGAAUCUGAACUUAUGAAUUGUUCAGUAGGCUCAGGACAGUCUCUUUGCCUCAAUUUAUGUGACUAUCAAGAUGGGGAAGCUGGCUGGAAACAGUCCUCGUUACACUUUUAGUUAAAAAUCUAAACAAACUCUCUCUUAGCUCUUUCUGGUUGGUUUUUAUUUGGGUGUUGGGAUUUGCCUCCAUCUCUUGACAUCCAGAAGGUAUGGGGCAAUGCUUCUAUUCCUACUUGGGUGGGAACAGGAUAGUGGCCAACCUGCUCCAGGCAAGAAUCCCAAUGUCAUCAGCACCGAAUGACCCUGCUCUGUAGCAGCCCAGAGGGACUCUCCCUUCUAGGUAGCGUAUCUUUGACCCAGUCAAGAGCAGCAUCAAGUCGUGCUAAGGCCUGGUUUGUUUGAUCAUUAGCACCGCCACUUCAGUCUUCCCAUUGAGAAAUACAGUUUGGGGGAAUGAGUGCCCUUUUCAUCUCACGUGGCCAUCCAUACCCACUCUUGUGACCUGUCCAAUCAUGCAGAUUCUAAUGCUGCUUUGUAAGUUUUUCCUCCCUGCCCCUAUUGAGUUCUUUCACGGCUCCUGUUUGAAAUCCACAUUAAUCUCUUCCAGCGUUCUACAAGUAAGUAGCUCUCCUCUUGAUAUGGCACUCCUUUGCCUGACGGGGAACCCUUAUGCAACCCUUGAGUGCAGUGGGCAGUGCCUGGAUCUUGGGUUGGGGCAAGGCAGGCCUCCUUAAGACAACCAGCCCAGCAGAAUUGGCUUGUCUAAUAGUGGCAUGAUUGAGCAAGUAUUUAAAGACCUAAAGUCAUUCUUGUGUUUGUUUUCUCUCUCUCCAACCCUCAUAAAUAAGCCUAGCAGCUUCUGGAGGGGCCCUUUCUGACCUUCCAGGAAAACCCUGGAAAGUGUGUCUAGGUCUUGGCUCCCUCAUUUUGAAUGCAUCAUGCUAGGCUUCUUCAGUUUUGCUCUUUUCUAGUCUUCAAGAAAGCAGGAAGGGGGUGCCAACUAACUGGGAUGCUGCAGUUUCCCUUGAGAUUUACUCUUAAUCUUUAUAUUCCUCUUGUGCCGUAGUCUUGUGAGUGGUGUUAGAUUUGUAAAAACAGUGGCAGGGUGAAUGAAGUUUCUGGGGCCCCUCUCUCCUUGGUUGCUUUUUUGAAAACAAUCUCCCCUCUGCCAGCUCCUAAUGGACACAGGAAGCUCCUCUUCCCUAUGCUCUGUGCACAUGCCUUUGUCAUUGUCAUUUGUAGCUGGGCAAGCCUUAGUCUUCCCCGGAGUACAGACUCUCGUAACAGCUGCCCUCGUUGUAGCUGCUACCCGAGAGUAGCUCUCCUGUGUUUCUUUGUAUUGGCUGCUUUGCUGGAUUGUUCAUAUUUCCUUGCCACAUUGAACGUAUGUACAACUUUUACUAUGUUGACAAAUUAAAAGUAAUAGGUACUUCGAAUUCAUCCUCGGCAGUCACCAUGUGUACUGGUGGGUUGGCAUUCAGGAUCUUUGCCUGUUGCUCAUACAGUCUCAUCUCCCAUCUUGCCUGCACUUCUUUGGAUUUUCUCCCAUUGCAGCAGUGAGUCAUGUUGAGUUAAAAUGGAAUGUUACCUCCUCUGACCUUGGGCAUAGCUGUAACAUGAGAAAUAUGGAAUGUUAGGUCUAGUGGGCCCUGUCUAUGAUUGAGAAGGGGCAUUGGUUAAGUCCCCAGCCUCUGCUUCAGACACUAUUAAUACUUAGUACAGUACCACAUCAUUGCGUUGAUCUUUGCCGUUCCUGGCUCUGAAAUCUAAAAACCUGCUCAUUGUGAGGUUCUGGAUAUGAUGUCUAUUGUGGUAUCAAUCCUUUGUCCAACUGACUUCAAGGCUGAAAUAAUAUUAACCAGGUGCAGAUGCAAUAUGGCAUGGUCGCGGCUCACAGUGGCCACCUUUACUUCACUUUUGCCAAAAGUGAGCAGAGCAAAAUGUCUUAAGUGCUAUGGAUGUAACAGAGCAGGAUGUAUGUGAAUUAAGGAUGCCUGUUAGAUUCUGUGGAGAGCGGUCUUUGAAUAAACGAAGCGCAUCUCCAUAGUA